Danio aesculapii is the source of this 9524-nucleotide messenger RNA. RefSeq names its product ADAM metallopeptidase with thrombospondin type 1 motif, 6 (gene adamts6). The coding region runs from base 558 to 3890 and encodes 1110 amino acids. Gene Ontology annotation, biological process: extracellular matrix organization; proteolysis. The transcript has 25 exons. The record is from RefSeq and is a predicted model, not a curated record. Gene Ontology annotation, cellular component: extracellular matrix. Gene Ontology annotation, molecular function: metalloendopeptidase activity. NCBI's taxonomy places the organism in Eukaryota, Metazoa, Chordata, Actinopteri, Cypriniformes, Danionidae.
CUAACGCAGGACACGUUGACAAUUAAACAUGAGCUGAGUGGCACAAACUUUUUCAUAUUUUGUAAAUGAUUUUUUUCACUGCACUUCUGAUGCAGUGAGUGGGUUCAUGAAGAGUUUUCCCCCUGUACAAGGACUGCAUUUGUUGGCAUGAGAGAUAAAGAGAAUGGCUUGAAGCGAAAGGAGAGAUUUACUGAAGAAUGCACAGAAGUGGAUUGCAAAUGAAGAUUUCUACUGUCUGCAAAAUAUGAAGACGGCAAGCAAAUGGAUAGUUCGGGACAAGCUCCUAAUAUAGAUCUGCUGCUCUGGAAUAACAUGAAGGGAGUCGUUAUGGAUUCUUGCCCUGCUCAUGGCUGACAAAGAUGCAGGCUUGAGUCCCUCCUCGAGACUUCACCUUUAGGAAGACUUCUAAACCUGGGAUUUACUGUGGACUCGGGAUUCCAGUGUCUCGAGGAUGCUUGUCACGGAUGUGUUAUGGUGCGAAGCUGGAUUGAUCGUAUUGCUUUAAUCCACUUGUAGCCUCCCCCUACCCCCACCCCAUGUCAGAUCUUCCCUAAAUUAUGGAAAUUUUUUGGAAGACGCUGACUUGGAUAUUUAGCCUGGUCUUGGCCGCUGCUGAAGCUCAGAUCCUUUCGUAUAACUCUCAAGCGGAAUUCCUGUCCACGCUGGAGCACUAUCAGCUAACAGUACCAGUGCGGGUGAACGAGAAGGGCCAGUUCAUGAGUUACACUGUGAAGCAUUACAGGCCUGGUCGGCGGCGACGUGGACUGGACCAGACUGAGCUGGACCACACAGAGACCAGGCUUUUUUACAAACUCUCAGCCUAUGGCAAGCACUUUCACCUGAACCUGACACUCAACCCCAACCUGGUUUCUAAACAUUUUACAGUAGAGUACUGGGGCAAAGACGGACUAGACUGGCAGCAUUCAGUGGUGGAUAACUGCCACUUUGUUGGAUACCUAUUGGAUCAAUAUAGCACUACUAAAGUGGCAUUGAGCAACUGUAAGGGCUUGCAUGGUGUCAUAACCACAGAGGACGAGCAAUAUUUAAUAGAGCCAUUAAAAAAUAUAUCCAGAGAUUUCAGUGAUGUCAACCACGAAGGACAACCACAUGUUAUUUAUAAAAAGACAUCCAUUCCUUCUCCGCAAGAGCCAAGCGAGGAGUUCAGCUGUGGUGUUUCAGACCUCACAGUGAACAGGACACACUUCUUCAAUACCAAUCCUAAAGUAAACCCAGCUUUCCAAGUCCCAGGUGCCCACCGUCAACGCCGUUCUGUCAGUUCUGAACGCUUUGUUGAGACUCUUGUCGUGGCCGACAAAAUGAUGGUUGGGUACCACGGGCGCAAAGACAUCGAGCACUACAUCCUGUCUGUAAUGAACAUUGUUGCCAAACUUUACCGUGAUGCCAGUCUUGGAAACGUUGUGAACAUUAUUGUAACUCGACUGAUUGUUCUGACAGAAGAUCAGCCCAACUUGGAGAUAAACCACCAUGCAGACAAAUCUCUAGACAGCUUCUGUAAAUGGCAGAAAUCCAUUCUUUCUCAUCAGGGAGAUGGAAACAGUAUCCCGGAGAACGGGAUCGCCCAUCACGACAAUGCUGUUCUCAUUACAAGGUAUGACAUCUGCACCUACAAGAACAAACCCUGCGGUACCCUCGGUUUGGCGUCCGUUGCAGGAAUGUGCGAGCCGGAGAGGAGCUGCAGCAUUAAUGAAGAUAUAGGUCUUGGUUCGGCCUUCACUAUUGCACAUGAGAUCGGACACAACUUCGGCAUGAAUCAUGAUGGGAUCGGAAACUCCUGCGGGACCAAAGGUCACGAGACAGCCAAACUGAUGGCGGCCCAUAUCACCGCCAACACCAAUCCCUUCUCCUGGUCGGCCUGCAGCAAGGACUACAUCACCAGCUUUCUAGACUCAGGUCGGGGAACGUGUCUGGACAAUGAGCCUCUGAAACGAGACUUCCUGUACCCCACUGUGGCUCCAGGGCAGGUGUACGAUGCAGAUGAGCAGUGUCGUUUCCAGUACGGAGCCUCCUCCCGCCAGUGCAAGUAUGGGGAAGUGUGUAGAGAGCUCUGGUGCCUUAGCAAAAGUAAUCGCUGUGUCACCAACAGUAUCCCGGCCGCAGAAGGAACCCUGUGCCAGACUAACACCAUUGAAAAAGGGUGGUGUUAUCAGGGUGAAUGUGUGGCGUUUGGGAUGUGGCCGCAGAGUGUGGAUGGCAGCUGGGGCCCGUGGACAGCCUGGGGUGAGUGCAGUCGAACCUGCGGUGGCGGCGUCUCCUCGUCCAUGCGACACUGUGACAGCCCAGCGCCGACAGGCGGAGGGAAGUACUGUCUCGGGGAGAGGAAGCGCUACAGAUCGUGCAACACAGAUGCUUGUCCAGAAGGAUCACGUGACUUUAGGGAGAAGCAGUGUGCCGAUUUUGACAGCUUGCCUUUCCGUGGGAAGUACUACAACUGGAAGCCGUACACUGGAGGUGGAGUGAAACCGUGUGCUUUGAACUGUCUGGCUGAAGGCUAUAACUUCUACACUGAGCGCUCGCCUGCUGUCAUUGAUGGCACGCGCUGCCAAGGUGACUCGCUCGACAUCUGCAUCAACGGAGAGUGCAAGCAUGUUGGCUGUGAUAAUAUAUUGGGCUCAGAUGCCAAGGAGGACAGAUGCCGUGUGUGUGGAGGAGACGGCAGCACGUGUGAGCUCACCGAAGGCCUGUUCAACGACUCACUGCCCAGAGGAGGUUACAUGGAGGUUGUUCAGAUACCAAAAGGGUCGGUUCACAUUGAAAUCAGGGAAGUGGCCGUGUCAAAGAACUACAUUGCUUUGAAAUCGGAGGGCGAUGACUAUUACAUCAACGGAGCCUGGACCAUCGACUGGCCUCGCAAGUUUGACAUUGCAGGAACAGCAUUUCACUACAAGAGGCCGACAGAUGAACCUGAAUCACUGGAAGCUCUAGGGGCCACCACGGAAAAUUUGGUGGUUAUGGUGUUACUACAAGAACAAAACCUGGGCAUUCAGUACAAGUUCAAUGUGCCCAUCCAGCGUACAGGAAGCGGGGACAAUGAAGUGGGCUUCUCCUGGCACCAUCUGCCUUGGUCUGAGUGCUCCACUACAUGUGCAGGAGGCUCGCAGAAGCAGGAGGUGGUGUGUAAAAGACUGGAUGACAAUUCGGCGGUCCAAAACAGCUACUGCGAUCCGGACAGCAAACCGCCAGGGAACCAGAGACCGUGUAACACUGAACCGUGCCCUCCAGAAUGGUUUAUUGGUGACUGGUCAGAAUGUGGGAAAACCUGUGAUGGAGGGAUCCGGACACGUAGUGUUCUGUGUAUCCGUAAAAUCGGGCCUGCCGAGGAAGAGACUCUGGAGGACAGCCACUGUCUGACUCAUCGGCCAAUAGAACAAGAGUCUUGCAACAACCAGUCCUGCCCACCUCAGUGGGUGACACUGGAUUGGUCUGAGUGCACUCCAAAAUGUGGUCCUGGCUUCAAGCAUCGGAUUGUGCUUUGUAAAAGCAGCGACCUGACCAAAACCUUUCCACCAGCCCUCUGUUCUGACCAUAGCAAACCUCCGGUCCGCAUUCGCUGCAGCCUCGGCCGCUGUCCUCCACCACGCUGGAUCCCUGGAGAAUGGGGACAGUGCUCUGCUCAGUGUGGACUAGGACAGCAGAUGCGGACGGUUCAGUGUUUGUCUUACACAGGACAGCCCUCAAGCGAAUGUCUGGACUCACUGCGGCCCAACACCAUGCAGCAGUGUGAAAGCAAGUGUGAUGCUACACCCAUCUCUGGUGGCGACGAGUGCAAAGACGUAAAUAAGGUGGCAUAUUGCCCAUUGGUGCUGAAGUUCAAGUUCUGCAGCCGUGCGUACUUCAGACAGAUGUGCUGCAAGACGUGCCAAGGACACUGACCCUGUGGAGAGAAGCAGAGACAGAUGCUGCAACAAUGAAAGAGAGAGAAAACUGGCAGAGGGAAAAGCAGACCAGUGUUGCAUGAUUCAACACUGGGCAUGGAGAAGGAAGCCUUUCUCUCGCUUAUCAACACACACACAAUCACAUACACAACUGCUUUUAGCCCUGUGGAAGCCAAACCACUGCUCAGCAUUGCGCUGACACCUGUUUUAUUUUCACUUCUGUGAAGUGGGAAUGUAAAAUAUGAUCAUUAUUGUUGUUAUUUUAAUAAUAAUAAUAAUAAUUGCUAUUGGUUAUUAUUAUUAUCAAUGUCUUUCUGUUGUUAUAAUCCAAAGUGCUGGACACAACACUCACAGAAGUAAAAUGGCAAAGGUUUACUUCAAGACACCCACCUAUAGGAAAUCGGGCAUUGAUAUUUCUCUGGGUCUUGAAUGCAUAUUGCUUUCACAGUUCUGUAGGCAACUCUGCAUUUGAACCAACAGUGGUUGCUCAUGCAACAUUGGAGCAAGUGGAAGUCAUUGGUUUUCUGUAAGAGUGGUCAAUUUAAGACACAUUGAGUACCAAAGUCUGUCGAUGGGAGACCUCAAACGGAAAGAUUCUAAGCAUUGGACUUAGAAUUGCUUGGUGACCACAAUGUGAACACCCCUUUUAGGAUAUAACGAUUAGCAAAAUUCAAAUAAUUGGAUAUCUUCAACCCUGGAGAACCACAGUCCUGCUGGAGGGCUGCAUUACAACCCUAUUCAAAAAAAGGUUUAAUCAAGAUCUAAGGCAGAGGUCACCAAACUUGGUGUCCUGCAGAGUUUAGCUCCAACUUUCCUUAACACACCUGCCUGGAAGCUUUUGAGUAUAUCUAAUCAAGACCUUGAUUAGCUUGUUCAGGUAUUUGAUUAGGGUUUAAAGUCCUCCAGGAUGGAUUGUGGUGACCCCAGGUCCAAGGGUUACUAAAAAGCUACAGGCAGGUAAGUUUUUAUAAAGGCUGGAUCAAAACUCGGCAGGACUGUGCCUCUCUUGUAUUGAACUCGCCCAUUCCUGGUAUAGCUCAGGGGGUAGUCAAUGCUGGUCUUGGAAACACACCUUUCUGCAGACUUAAGACUACCUGCCUGUAAUUUUAACUAAACUCUGUAGGAUGGUAGCUCCUGGAAAUGAUUGAAUUUACAUUUGAAAGAGAGUUACGUUGCUGCACAUUUCAGCUCUAACCCUGGUUUAACUCACCUGGUUGUAAUUUCCAAACAACCCUGGACAGAUUGGUGUUUCAGGUGUGUUUGACUGGAGUUGGAUCUAAGAAUAAGCAGUUAGAGACGCCUGAUACAGAUCAAGGUUGUCUAAAGGCCUGGUUAUAUUACUACAUGUACAGCUAUGUCCAUGGAGCUUAAAGUAUGCUCAAGUGUGGCUGAAUGGGUUCCACAAAUACACAGUAUUAUUGGGUGGACUGUUUGAACAGUCAACUUGUGACUGACAAACACUUCUAAUAACAAAAACUGUCACAAAGGUAUGUUCAUUGUUCUUGAAAGUGGAUGAAUGAAGUAUAAAUACUCAAUCCUACUUUAUUAGGGUGUCUGUCCUACGGAGCUCUAAUCUCCACAAACACACUUGCAUGGAAUAUUCCAUUAAUCCUGAAGUCUUUGAUUGGCUAGGACAGAUGUGUUUAGUUGAAGUUAGAGCUCUGCAAGACAGUGAUCUUCUGGGACAUUGGUCACCAAGCUUGUUUCUGGAGGGCCAGUGUCCUGCAGAGUUUAGCUUCAACCUCAAUCAAACACACUUGAUCAAGCUAUUCAAGGUCUUACUGGGUAGAUUGAAACUUCUGGGCAGGUGUGUUUAGACAAGUUGAAGCUAAACUCUGAAGGGAGAGUUUAGAGAUUGGUGACCCCUGCUCUGUGAUAUGGAUUGGACAACCAUGGUAUAGAUGGCUAGAGCAAAUGUUUGUCCGACUAUUUGGAUGGCGCUAUACAACAUACAACGUGGUUUUGUUGAAAUCAGUAACUUGGAAACGCUGAAUUUAUUCUUUCACUUGGUAGACAUUUUUAUUUAAAACCGCUUACAUUGCAUAUAAGGUUUGCAAUCCUUGACAUUGGCGUUGCUAUCUCCAGGCUCCACCAUCUAUAGUUGACAACCUCCAGUUGUUAUACUUUUGACAAUUAAAAAAAGAUAAAGACCCAGGGGGCAAAGACAAACAAGGCUGUGCAACUUGAUGUUUUGGUGCUGAAUCUUUGCAACAGAAAACUCAGCUGAGUUAGCCACCUGUUUUGCUGAGCUGAAUGACAUGAUCGCAGGCCAAAGAAUUCCACCAUUGUUUGACACUCGAACAUGGCCUGAAAAUCAGAUCAGUUCCAAAGGGACGUUUCUGCUAUUGUGUCUCCAGAAUUAUUGUGGACACCAGAGGAUCAUUAAUUGUGAUUCUGACGUGAUUCUGCUUUAUGGAUGCGUAUUCUGCUUUAAAUUUUAGGUUUCUGACAUCUAUGCGUCUGUUCCGGGGCCUAGCGUGUUCCAGACGCAAUAAUUUUCACAUAAAAUGCGUGCUGCAGCAACACUCUGCCACAUUAUCAGCAGUAUACGCAGACAAUUCAUCAGCACGAGAAUGACUUGCUUGGCGAUCUCCAGGUCUGUGACUCUGAUGCAUUAGUAAAGUUAAGUGAAGGGCCAGUGCCUGGGUAACCUGCCAGACCCCGCAGAUCCGGUCUGCCAUUGACUACCUCCAAAACACCCCCUCUUCUUCUUUACCUGAGAUCGCAGUGCUUCCAGCCCACACUCUUAAACCCUCCACAUUCAAUGGUGCUUUUUCCCCUCAGUGGAGGACUGUUUGUUCCACUGCCCUUUUUCUGUUCAUCUUUUGAGUGGGCGGCUCUUCUAGCCCCAUGGUGCUAUAAGACCUUAACGCAUUCUGGGUAUGCAAUCAAAGCAACUGACAGAAAACCAAGAACACUUCAGCUCUGUUCCAAAUCCUAGCCACCUCCCUACCUAGAUCAGCUUUUUAAGACAUCAUAGGUGUUUCUGUUGUGUUACAGAACGUGAGCUAUUUUAAUGACACUAGAAUCAGCGUAAAACAUAUAAAAAUACUGUUUAACCUAGUAGUCAUGUACUGUGCCUUUUUUAAGCUUGCUGGACUAUUACAUUACUAGCUUAGCAACAUGCUAACAUUAAUCUCUGUCAGAACCAAUUCAAAGUCUAUUUCGCUGGGCACUUUAUGAUUGCUACUUAUGUGUAAUGUGUUGUUGUCUACGCAGACCAUACUAGAUCAGUCAGUUAAAAGGUUCUAUUUUCAUUACAAUGCUAUUUUAGGCCUGAAACAAUACUCUACAAUAGUCACAUACACUCACUGGCCACUUUAUUAGGUAUUACUAGUACUGGGUUGGACCCCCUUUUGCCUUCAAAACUGCCCAUAUCCUUUGUGGCAUAAAUUCAACUAGGAACUAGAAAUAUUCCUUAGAGAUUUUGUUCCAUAUUUACAUGAUAGCAUCACGCAGUUUCUGCAGAUUUGUCGGCUGCACGUCCAUGAUGCGAAUCUCCCGUUUCACCAUAUCCCAAAGUUGCUCCAUUUCAUUGAGCUCUGGUGACUGUGGAGGCCAUUUGAGUACAGUGAACUCAUUGUCAUGUUUAAGAAACCAGUCUGAGAUUAUUUGUGCUUUAUGACAUGACGUGUUAUCCUGCUGGAAGUAGCCAUCAGAAGAUGGGUACACUGUGGUCAUAAAGGGAUGGACAUGGUCAGCAACAAUACUCAGGUAGGCUGGGGUGUUGACACAAUGCUCAAUUGGUAUUAAUGGGCCCAAAGUGUGCCAAGAAAACAUCCCCCACACCAUUGCACCACCACCAACCUAAACCUAUUGAUACAAGGCAGGAUGGAUCCAUGCUUUCAUGUUGAUGCCAAAUUCUGACCCUACCAUGUCGCAGCAGAAAUUGAGACUCAUCAGACCAGGCAAUGUUUUCCAAUCUUCUAUUGUCCAAUUUUGGUGAGCCUGUGUGAAUUGUAGCCUCAGUUUCCUGUUCUUAGCUGACAGGAGUGGCACCUGGUGUGGUCCUCUGCUGCUGUAGUUUGAACUGCAGCAGAUCAUCUUGACCAUGUCUACAAGCCUAAUGCAUUGAGUUGCUGCCAUGUGAUUGGCAGAUUAGAAAUUAGUUGGACAGGUGUACCCAAUAAAGUGGCCGGUCAGUGUAAAUGCCAGUAAUGGCUAAGCUCAAUUUUACAAGUUUCGUUACAAAAUGUAUCAAAACGCAUUGCAUUCUUAGCAUUAUCGCAAAACCUCUUACAGUUGUGUAAAAUCCUGUGGAGUUUCAAUACACAUUAAGUAUGUCCAGCAAGACAGCAAGUGCGUAAACUUGCAUAAGCCAUGUUUCUUGACAUAUAAUGCAGCCAACUAUGUAAGCCAUAGACAGAAAAGCAAAUUGCUAUGUUUUGGAACAGAGCUUAUUUAAAUAUAUUUCCUUUCUGUCCUUUUACCUCACACUGGUUUAAGUGUGUAUGUAAACAUUCCACCAACUACAUACAGUACUGCAUUUUCCCACGCCAUCCAUGACUUUUUCAGGCUCUCUAAACCAAGGGAACAUCAGACGAUAGAGCAUGCCUCAAUAAUAAAUGUCACUUUUUGUAAUGGGACACAAUAGAUAACUAAAAUGUUGAGGGAUUGUGGGACAGUUUUAUGUGUUUAUUCAUUCAACCAUUCUACUUUUGCUGCUGCUACUCGUUUGUAGCCACAAACACAACAUUAAUGGGUUAUGUAUUGUUAUGAAAUGUUAAAACUGGGAUUAUUCGACAGUGAACUAUGAACAGCAGAACCGUCAUGCUGAGCAUCCUGAUAUUGUACUUUGUAAAAUCCUAAGGCUUGAAGUACAAGUUUUACUGGCUUUGGGACACGGACUCUCAAUAAGACACUCAAUGAAACUGGUACUGAUCGCUGUGAACUUGUGUCUUUGAAUGUCACAUCGUUUAACCUGUACCUAUAGAAGAGAGAUUAGCAUUUUUGUGAAUAGUUGCUUACAUUUUAUAUUCAGUAUUAUUAAUGUUGGUACACUGUUACUAAUUUUUUUUUUUUUCAUUUGUAAAUUAUAUGCUAAUUUAUUGCCAUGUGUCACUUGUCUUAUGUAUGUUUCACUGCAUGCGAACUGAAAUCUAGUAUAGUGAAAACGAUGCAGUGGAAUGACACCCCUCACAAUCUUGUUUUAGUCUUGGUAAAAUGUGAGUUUGAAUGUGUGUUCUUUGCUACUAGAGCAUUUUUAAAUCUAUGUCAGAAUGCUUCUGUGUGAGUCUGUGCGUUUGAGUGUAUGUUGGUAUGGUAUUACUGCACUGUUUCUUGAGGGCCAGUGCUCACAAAAAUAAUAAUGAAUAAUGGUGUCAAAGGGUAAGAAAAAAAUAUCUCCAUAGUAACUUUAACAUUCUCAGUCCUUUGGCUUGUACCCUUGGUGAAUCCUACAGUAUGUAAUGGAUCCUGAAUAAAAUGACUAUAAAAGGGUUGUGUUUGCUUAGAUUUUCUUUGUCUGUGGUCUCCCGCAAAAGGCUUAAGUACAGUACACUAAAUGAGUUUACUGUCGGAGAAUAACAGGCUAAUUCAUUAAAUGGAUCCCAAAAGGAAAACAUUGUCAUUUACUAGUCUUUUUUUCCUGCUGAGAAGAUAUUCAAAAUAAAGGCAUGUUAUAGGUACUUG